This is a messenger RNA of Etheostoma spectabile (orangethroat darter), 1596 nucleotides long. RefSeq names its product bone gamma-carboxyglutamate (gla) protein (gene bglap). Lineage: Eukaryota; Metazoa; Chordata; Actinopteri; Perciformes; Percidae. Gene Ontology annotation, cellular component: extracellular region. The record is from RefSeq and is a predicted model, not a curated record. Gene Ontology annotation, molecular function: calcium ion binding; hydroxyapatite binding; structural constituent of bone. Gene Ontology annotation, biological process: osteoblast differentiation; regulation of cellular response to insulin stimulus; bone development.
UGUGAUGAGGGCCCUGGGUUCUGGGUUUGCGCUACGCCCCUGUAUCCAUUCACAUAAGAACUGUUUGGACCGCUGAAACUUUCAAGUCCUUGCUUAACCCUCGUGUUGUCUUCCCGUCAACAAUGGUCACUUUUUUUCAACAUUAUUAUGGCUUUUUCCACACAUUUGUGUCACUUUUUUAACGUUGUGGGUGCUUUUCGUUGAUGUUUUUGUUGUUUUUUGAUAUUUUUAAUCUUGUUGAUUUUCAGCGCUCAUUUCAAAAGCCGUUUUUUUUUGUGACAAAAAACAACAACAAAAAGAACUGAAAACGGGUCAGUUUGACCCAAGGACAACAUGAGGGUUAAGACUCACUUCUCUUUGUUUCACGUUGAUUCACGUUAAUCUUUGACACCAACCUUUUUUCCACUGGUGAUUAUUUUGUAUAGUGUAUUGUUUGUGUAUGCAGUAUUCAUUUGUGUUUUUGAGCUUGUUAAGCCCUUUGGUCAACUAUGGUUGUUUUUAAACCCUGCUAUAUAAAUAAAUUGAACAAAAAUAUGAACUGAACAUAAGAUAGGUUGUGUAGGAAUUAGGCUUUUACAACAUUGCUAACCUGUUUUUAUUAGAGUUCACACAGUUCAAUAAAUGGAGAUAUUUCCCAGUAAGAGAACUUUUUGCUCCAUUUAUUGCUGACCCAGUCAGAGAGACUGAGGGGAAAUGACACAAAGUUUUUUUAAAGACUAAAAGAUUUGGUUCUCUUGAGGACACAUUGGGGGCUGGAGGCCCAGAAGCCACCCCUCUGCUCCGCCCCUGCCACCCUUUAGCAGCAUACAUUCACAUUUAUGCAAACAUAAACAUACGUGAUGUGCUGUGGAGGUGUGUGUCUCUGCAUUCGGGUGUGUGUGUGAUAUAUGAUUCCCUAACCAAUCACAUGCCCAUUCCAUAACGAGGGCUGCAUGUAUAAACCGAGUGUUCAUUUAUGCACAUAUGAGUAAGAGAAGGAGAAGAGGGAAAGAGCUGUCUCCGGUCCUACUUGCUGCCUGGUUCUGCUGGUUCUGAAGAAAAAAGAAGCUGAAAGAUGAGGACUCUGGCGGUCCUGGUGCUCUGCUCCCUGGCUGUCGUCUGCCUGACUUUAGAUGCCUCCACUGGCUCGCAGCCUGCUGACAACCCUGCUCAACACGGUUUGUUUGUGGAGAGGGAGCAGGCCUCCGCUGUGGUGAGGCAGAAGAGAGCAGCUGGAGAGUUAACCCUGACCCAGCUGGAGAGCUUGAGAGAAGUGUGUGAGGCCAACUUGGGUUGCGAGGACAUGAUGGACACACAGGGAAUCAUCGCCGCCUACACCGCCUACUACGGACCAAUCCCCUAUUAGAAACCAAACCACGACCACUGAUUAUUACUGAUGUCCAGUUAAGCCGCACACAAAAUAAGCACAACAUCAUUUAUCCUAAAGGUUUUGACAAACAGUAAAAAGUGAGAGAUGUUGGGUUAAAGAUGGAAGCAGAUAUGGAAUAACAUGUGAACCUAUUUCCCAUCCUGCAUAUAGACCUACAAAAUUCUCUCUGUAAUUCUAUAAUUGCUGUUCGCCUGUAGAGUAGUGUGAUGAAAUUAAAAUACACACAA